This is a messenger RNA of Tachysurus vachellii, 2868 nucleotides long. It is a transcript of the gene fzd3a, whose product is annotated as frizzled class receptor 3a. Lineage: Eukaryota; Metazoa; Chordata; Actinopteri; Siluriformes; Bagridae. Gene Ontology annotation, molecular function: Wnt receptor activity; Wnt-protein binding. Gene Ontology annotation, biological process: canonical Wnt signaling pathway; non-canonical Wnt signaling pathway. The record is from RefSeq and is a predicted model, not a curated record. The coding region runs from base 393 to 2477 and encodes 694 amino acids. Gene Ontology annotation, cellular component: plasma membrane. The transcript is spliced from 7 exons.
CACACACACACACACACGUACAAGGGACGUGAAGAGGAGCCGUUGUCCGAGAGUCGUGUGCGUGAUUCAUCCUGACCAGAGAAGAGAGAAGGCCUACAUUCGUUACCGGAGGAAUAGGAAACAAUAACGGAGACGAUUUUUUCAGACAUGGUGAGGCAGUACACCACUAACAUACGUUAAAAACAACAAGGCCUUGAAAAUACAGCUGAAGAUGGAUUGCUACUGAGAUGAUCUCACGCUAAAGCAAACUAAAAUGGAGGUCAUCCAUGCCACUGACAGCACCUCUGGAAUAUUUCAACACUCAUGGAGUCAGUAAAGCACCUCCGGCUGUCGAAACACUCACCUAUCCGUUGCUGAAACACAGCCUAGAGUGACAUCAUUCCGUUUUCGCCAUGUUUCUAGCCGGGUUUGGGACAAUGUGUCUCGCUUGGUUUGUGCUUUCUAUACUGACAACAUGCUCAGCUAUUAACAUGCAUUCAGCAGGCAGCCACAGCACCUUCACGUGUGAGCCGAUCACGCUGCGGAUGUGUCAGGGUCUCUCCUACAACACCACGUUCAUGCCCAACCUGCUCAAUCACUACGAUCAGCAAACCGCAGCCCUUGCCAUGGAGCCCUUCCACCCCAUGGUGAACCUGGAGUGCUCAGCUGACAUGCGUCCAUUCCUGUGUGCGCUCUACGCCCCCGUGUGUACGGAGUACGGUCGUGUAACCCUGCCGUGUCGCCAUCUGUGUCAGCGGGCCAAGAGCGACUGCUUCCAGCUCAUGGACAUUUUUGGAAUAAGCUGGCCUGAAGAGAUGGCCUGCAACCGGUUUCCUGAAUGUGACGAGCCGUAUCCACGAGCCGAGGAUCUCCUCUCAAGUGCUGAUUCCACUGAGGAAUCUCCCGCAUCUGUACAACGUGAUUAUGGCUUCUGGUGCCCGCGCGAGCUGAAGGUGGACCCUGAGCAGGGCUACACAUUCCUCGGAGUUCGCGACUGCUCGCCCCCAUGCCCAAAUAUGUACUUUAAUAGGCACGAGCUUGUCUUUGCCCGCUACUUCAUCGCUGUGGUGUCCAUCAUCUGCCUUUCGGCCACGCUCUUCACUUUCCUUACCUUUCUCAUCGACAUGGGUCGUUUCCGCUACCCUGAGAGGCCCAUCGUCUUCUACUCCGUGUGCUACAUGAUGGUUUCGUUGGUGUUCUUCCUGGGCUUCCUGUUGGAGGAGCGCGUGGCAUGCAACAAGGCGACAGCGGGUCAUUUCCGUGCCUCCACUGUCACACAGGGCUCACAUAACAAAGCAUGCACGCUGCUCUUUAUGACCCUUUACUUCUUUACCAUGGCGGGCAGCGCGUGGUGGGUUGUGCUCACUGUCACGUGGUUCCUGGCUGCAGUACCCAAGUGGGGGAGUGAAGCGAUUGAGAAGAAAGCUCUGCUUUUCCAUGCAGUAGCUUGGGGACUGCCCGGCAUUCUCACUAUCACGCUCAUGGCACUGAACAGGGUGGAGGGUGACAGUGUGAGUGGUGUGUGCUUCGUGGGUCUUUACGAUCUCACGGCUUUGCGCUGGUUCCUCCUUGCCCCGUUAGCCCUGGCCGUGACUGCUGGAGUCGUGCUGCUGUUGGCUGGGAUUGUGGCACUGAACCGUGUCCGCAUGGAGAUCCCCCUGGACAAAGAGAACCAAGACAAGCUGGUCAAGUUCAUGAUCCGCAUAGGCGUGUUUUCUGUGCUCUACCUGGUGCCGCUGCUGAUGGUGAUUGGCUGCUUCAUGUACGAGCAAAGCUACAGACCAUUGUGGGAGAUAACAUGGGUGCAAGAGCAGUGCAGAAACUACCACAUCCCCUGCCCAUUCAAGGUGGAGAAGACGAGCAAGCCAAACGUCGCCCUCUUCCUCAUCAAGUACCUGAUGAUGCUGGUGGUGGGAAUCCCCUCUGUCUUCUGGGUGGGCAGUAAGAAGACCUGCUUUGAGUGGGCCAGCUUCUUUCACGGCCAUCACAAGAAAGACAGUGUGGUACAUAACAGUAAGCAGGUGCUGCAGGAGCCUGACUUUACUCAGCUACUGCUGCGUGAGCCUGGCGUUCCUGUGGUGCGCCAGUCCCGUGGCACCUCCACACAGGGCACCUCCACCCACGCGUCCUCCACCCACCUGGCCAUGCUGGAUGAGGGACACAGCGGUAGCAGCCGUCCGAGCAGCAUGCACAGCAAAGCCAGCAGUUUCCACAGCAGCCGGCGCCGGUCUCACGACGGCAGGUACACGUCCUGUAAUUUCCAUGGUGCAGAAGAGCUCUGCCUGCCCCACAUCAGCGCAUCCCGCCUCCAUGAGGAGCUUCAGCAAAGCAGCGCAGUUCGAUUGGAGAGCCAGUCACGACACGGCGGAUCACAGCGCCUAGACAGCCAGUCACGACACGGCAGCAUCCGGGACCUCAGCAGCUCGCAACUGGCAUCCCAAAGCGUCCCUGUUAACGCCAUCCACUCAGUCACAGAGGAAAAUGGAGCCACUCCUUAAACUUUACACACACCAAGUUUGUGAAAGAAGCACAUGCUAAAGAGUCUUCCUGCACAUGGAUAUCAAACAGACCCUGAUCCAACAUUAGACAUAGACUCAGCAGGAACUUUAGGAAAGCUUUCUGAUCAAAGAACUGCAGGAUCAACAGGGUAAACACAAGGCCUUUUGUUAUAUUAUCUUUUUAAUACUGUAUUGAAGCACUUGCUGCUUCGUGUUCAGGCUAUUAGACUCUUGUGUACAUUUUGUGGAUGUUUUUUUUUUUCAAGAACCUUUCUAACAUUUAUAGACGGAAACACCUUCGCGUUCCUCUGUCGCACUUUGUGUAGAUUUCUUGGAUUAGACCGACACGUUACAGUACACCUCGCUCCUGACGUUCCACCUGAUUUCUCAC